CGGCUCCUGCGCCUGCCUGUUCACGCAACCUUCGUUUUCGAUGGCCCACAGCGACCCACAAAGAAACAUGGGACACGGGUGAUAACUACGGAGCAUUGGAUGCUCGGGGCGAUGAAGAGCUUCAUCGAAGCAUUUGGGUUUGACUACCGGACAGCUCCUGGGGAGGCGGAAGCUGAACUCACCCUCCUCAACCAACUCGGCUUCAUCCAUGGGAUAAUGACAGACAACAGUGAUGCACUUGUAUUCGGAGCGCAAACCAUGAUUUGCAAGUGA
Molecule: messenger RNA, 273 nt
Organism: Fomitopsis serialis
Lineage: Eukaryota; Fungi; Basidiomycota; Agaricomycetes; Polyporales; Fomitopsidaceae
Product: PIN domain-like protein
Exons: 2
Molecular function (GO): 5'-flap endonuclease activity
Source: RefSeq, a predicted model, not a curated record